AUGGAUCAGCACCAGGAAUACACCAACAACGCCUCAAACAUCUACAGCUCCGGAAACGCCAUGAGUGGCUCCUUAGCCGGCAUGACCAUCAAUGACCUGCACCACCAGGAGAAUGGAGUUCAGAUGGGACACAGAAGCCCUGGAGAUGGUCCAAUGAAAGAAGAGGAGGAGGAGGAGGAGGAGGAGGAAGCUGUACGAAAUGAGAUUGUGGUUAAAGUAAAGUCUGAGCUCAAACAACCAGAGAGCACCUGCUGUGCCGGAGAUGUGCAGCCUGGUGUCUCUGAGGAGAAUAAGGUUUCACCCGAGGCAACCGGACAGCCUGCAGAGAACAGUGCCGUUGAAGCGGCAUCUGAGCUCUCACAACAGCAGAGUGACCCAUGUGAAGAUGAGGUGCAGCUGGGUGCCUCUGCGCCUGGAGGAGCAGCUUCAACAGCUCAAGCGAAGCAAAAUGACGCUAUGGAAAAGAAGACACAAACGUCCACCAAAACUAGAACAACCUCUUCCCUUAAAAGACCAUCCCCAGUCACCGCGGGCACCAAAACAAACGCAUCCUCUCGAAAUGGCCACAGCUCAAUCCCUGCUAAGGCCAGCAACACAGGGCACAGGCAGCCCCGAACUCCUGGUGGUGCAAGACCUCAAGCCCCAGGAACCAAGAUUCCUGCUAAAACAGGUCAAUCAGCUAGCACCAAGAAACCACCCACUCCAAAAAACAAUAAAGAUGCUGCGAGUGGACAGAGUAGUCCUGGUACUCCCAAGUCCCCCUCUAGCCAAACAGGUCCUGGGAAGUCCGUGGCCGAGGCCAAUAAAGUGAAGAAGAUAGCGGUGGUUCGCUCCACACCAAAGUCCCCAGGCUCCCUGAAGAGCCGUCAGGCUGUUCCCCUGGCCGCUGCAGCGCCCCUGCCAGACCUGAAGGGUGUCAAGUCAAAGAUUGGUUCCAUAGACAACAUCAAACACCAGCCUGGUGGUGGCAAAGUCCAAAUCCUUGAUAAGAAGUUGGACUUGACCAAUGUCCAGGCUCGUUGUGGCUCUAAAGACAACAUAAAACACACACCUGGUGGAGGAAAGGUUAAAAUAUUUGAGCAGAAGAUGGACUUUAGUAAUGUCCAGUCUAAGUGUGGCUCCAAAGACAAUAUCAAACGUGUCCCUGGAGGUGGAAAUGUACAAAUUGUUGAAAAGAAGUUGGACUUAAGCAAUGUGCAGUCCCGGUGUGGCUCCAAAGAUAAUAUAAAACAUGUACCCGGUGGUGGCAAUAUUCAGAUUGUGCACAAAAAGAUUGAUCUGAGCAGUGUUACCUCGAAAUGUGGCUCCAAGGUCAAUAUUCACCACAAGCCAGGUGGUGGAAAUGUUGAGAUCAAAAACGAGAAAGUGGAUUUUAAGGUCCAAUCUAAGAUUGGCUCUCUUGACAACAUCGGCCAUGUGGCUGGAGGCGGACUGAAAAGGAUUGAGACCCACAAACUGAAUUUCCGUGAGACGGCCAAGGCCCGCACCGAUCACGGUGCUGAGAUCGUCUCCCUGGAAGACUCACCCCACCAGCUCAGCACCGUCUCCUCCUCCGGCAGCAUCAACAUGGCGGACUCCCCGCAGCUCUCCACGCUGGCUGACCAGGUGUCCGCCUCCUUGGCCAAACAAGGCUUGUGAAUGCGCACCGUUCCAGAGGCCUCAGCCACACUUUUCACGUAGAGGAGUUGUGAUGCCUUCCUAGUCAUUUUCACAGGACUUUUUUUUAGCUACCCGUCACUGUUUUAUCCUUCACUAACAUUUGAAACUGUUUUUGAGGCAUUAC
Lampris incognitus (smalleye Pacific opah) is the source of this 1783-nucleotide messenger RNA. RefSeq names its product microtubule-associated protein tau-like. Gene Ontology annotation, cellular component: neuron projection. Gene Ontology annotation, molecular function: microtubule binding. NCBI's taxonomy places the organism in Eukaryota, Metazoa, Chordata, Actinopteri, Lampriformes, Lampridae. The transcript has 15 exons. Bases 1 to 1638 code for a protein of 545 amino acids. The record is from RefSeq and is a predicted model, not a curated record. Gene Ontology annotation, biological process: neuron projection development; microtubule cytoskeleton organization.